Messenger RNA from Sceloporus undulatus (fence lizard), 1079 nucleotides. RefSeq names its product pulmonary surfactant-associated protein D-like. The record is from RefSeq and is a predicted model, not a curated record. Gene Ontology annotation, cellular component: multivesicular body; rough endoplasmic reticulum. The transcript has 5 exons. Gene Ontology annotation, biological process: positive regulation of phagocytosis; surfactant homeostasis. The coding region runs from base 172 to 939 and encodes 255 amino acids. NCBI's taxonomy places the organism in Eukaryota, Metazoa, Chordata, Lepidosauria, Squamata, Phrynosomatidae.
CAUUUGACAUCACAUGGCACAGAAAGAAAAAGUAGCAUACUGAGUUGCAGAAAUCAAACCACAGUAAACUUUUAACAGUGCAUUUGGUAAAACUCUAGAGCAGAAAACGCUGUGAGGGAUUGUAUCAUCUGAUUAAACAAAAGCAAGUACAGGUAAAAAGACCCUUGAGCAAUGUACUUGCAAGCUUAUUUCAUCAUUGUGCUGAGCACAGUGCUGGUGAAGACAACUGAUCCUGACCAGUGCAGAUGUGAAGAUAAAGUGAAUGCUUGCAUUAUCCGUGAUGGAAGUCCUGGUGCUAAUGGAUUACCAGGCAGAGAUGGGUUCCCAGGGCCUAAAGGUGAAAAGGGAGAGCAAGGAUUACGAGGGGUCCAGGGCCCCCCAGGAAAAGCUGGGCCUCCUGGAUUGAAAGGAGAUCAUGGUCCCACAGGAGAGAAAGGUUCACCUGGAACUUGUGAUGAUUCAGAGCUGGAGCUCCUUAAAACACAGAUGAAGGCUUUACAGGCAGAACUACAGACUGUAAAAGAAGAGGUUACCAAAAUAGUGAAAGCUCAACCUGUUCCUAAUGGCACAAGGGUUGGUGAAAAAACAUUCCAAACAGAUGGCUCCAAGGGCGGAUAUGAAGUUGCUCAAUCCAAAUGUGUGCAGGCUGGUCGUGUGCUCGCUUCUCCAAGGAAUGCUCUUGAAAAUGAUGCUUUGCGUGAAAUAGUGAGGACGCAUAACACGCGUGCAAUGCUUGGAAUAAAUGAUAGGCUAAUCGAGGGUACGUUUAAGUAUCCAGAUGGAGAAACAAUAGGAUACACAAACUGGAGCAAAAAUGAACCAAAUGAUGCAAGUGGAGAAGAUGAUGCAGGUGGAGAAGACUGUGUAGAACUUUUUGGAAAUGGGAAAUGGAACGAUGUGCCUUGUAGUCAUGAAAGACUAAUAAUUUGUGAAUAUUAGUUUAGAUGUCAUUACAAAGAUUAUAACGUUUUGUACAUUUUAGUUAUAACUUUCAGUCAGUAGAACAAUACUUAGUUGAUCAAUCAUCUGCCUAAGACUUAGGCACUAGCUGACCAAUUAAAAACAUUUAUUUUUGAGUA